Colletotrichum karsti is the source of this 690-nucleotide messenger RNA. Its product is annotated as pectate lyase. Gene Ontology annotation, molecular function: pectate lyase activity. Lineage: Eukaryota; Fungi; Ascomycota; Sordariomycetes; Glomerellales; Glomerellaceae. The transcript has 5 exons. Gene Ontology annotation, biological process: pectin catabolic process. The record is from RefSeq and is a predicted model, not a curated record. Gene Ontology annotation, cellular component: extracellular region. Bases 1 to 690 code for a protein of 229 amino acids.
AUGUUCUCCAAAACCGUUACCGCUGCACUUCUCGGAUCGAUCCCAGCUGCCCUGGCAUGCUUGGGUUAUGAAGGUGGCCUUCCCACUCCUACGGAGAACAGACAGAUUUCUGCGCCUAUCUACGUCAAGUCUGGUGAAGUCUUCGAUGGCGGUUGGGCCAAGUACGAUAGGAACCCCACUUCGUGUAGAGAGCAACAAGAAGGAGGCGAGUCCGAUACUGCAUUUGUGCUUGAGAAAGGCGCAACCCUGCGAAACGUCAUCAUCGGCAAGACUGCCGGUGAGGGUGUCUACUGCCUCGGAGGAGGCUGCACCAUUGAGUUCGUUUGGUUCGAAGACGUUUGUGAGGAUGCGAUCUCUGUGAAAGAAGACCAGCCCGGUGACGAGACCUGGAUCAUUGGCGGAGGAGCUUACCAUGCUGCCGAUAAGAUCAUUCAGCACAACGGCUGUGGCAAAGUCAACAUCAUCAACUUCUACGCCGAGGACUACGGCAAGGUAUACCGCUCUUGUGGAACUUGUCAACAGUGCGCUCGCGAGGUUUACGUCGAAGGAGUCACUGCUUACAACGGCGGCGAAGUUGUGGGGAUCACGAAGGCCAACGGCGACAAGGCGACUCUCGUCAACGUCUGUACCGACGCUAAGACGCCUUGCCAGAACUACAGUGGCCCUGGAGACAAGGACGGAGCUUGCUAA